Molecule: messenger RNA, 2423 nt
Organism: Manihot esculenta (cassava)
Lineage: Eukaryota; Viridiplantae; Streptophyta; Magnoliopsida; Malpighiales; Euphorbiaceae
Product: receptor-like protein EIX2
Exons: 1
Coding region: 40-2364 (774 amino acids)
Molecular function (GO): protein binding
Source: RefSeq, a predicted model, not a curated record
UAAAUUCUCCAAGCUCAGCGGAGUGAAGUCUCAUAAUUCAUGGAGACGGUUCCAUUUCUUUUGUUGAUCUGUCUGUUAAUAGGACAAUACGUUUGUGAUAGAGAUGCUCAAUUGGUGCAAUGCCGUGCAGCUGAUAGAGAAGCUCUCCUUGACUUCAAAAUGGGUCUUAAUGAUACGUACCUCCUCUCCUCAUGGCAAGGAACCGAUUGUUGUGGAUGGUCGGGAAUAUAUUGUGACAAUGCUACCGGUGCUGUCAUCGCUCUUGAUAUUUCCGAUCCAAGUGGCCGGCACCCAUUGGGCGGGGAGAUCAGACCUUCACUGGCAGAACUCAAGUCCUUGAAAUAUUUGGACUUGAGUCUUAACAAUCUCCAUGGGAGACUUCCUGCUUUCCUUGGAAACAUGACAUCUCUCAUGCAUCUUGACUUAUCCCAAAAUUAUUUCAUAGGUGAGAUUCCAGAUUCGUUGGGCCAACUCAAAAAUCUUACUCUUCUCUCUUUGUGUUAUAACUUGCUUGAAGGUCUUAUCCCUGCUUCUAUUGGAAAUUUACAUCAUUUAUCUCAUCUUGACCUGAGCUCAAACAAGCUCAACGGUACUAUCCCAGACAGCUUAGGAAUGUUGUCCGAGUUGAUUAGCCUUGAUGUUUAUAUGAAUGAAUUGAAAGGUGUUAUCUCAGAAACACAUUUCCUGAGGCUAAGUAAAUUGGAAAACUUGUGGUUAUCUAAAAACUCCCUCAUUUUCAAUGUCAGAUCCAACUGGGUCCCACCUUUCCAGAUUUAUGAAAUUGACCUGGGUUCAUGCUAUUUAGGUCCUUCGUUUCCUGCUUGGCUUAGAUCUCAACAGCACAUAACAGAUCUAGAUAUCUCAAACUGUAAUAUUUCAGGCACUAUUCCAAACUGGUUUUGGGACAUGUCUGGCGAGCUGGCAAGCUUAAAUGUUUCUUUCAACCACUUAGAGGGCCAUCUGCCUAAUCUGCUGAAUGUUAGCAGAGCAACUGUUGAUUUCAGUCACAACAACUUCCAAGGACCCAUUCCCCUUGCAGAUCUCUCCUUCCUAGAGCUUUCCAAUAACCAAUUCUCUGGUCCUAUACCAAGCAAUAUUGGUCAAGUCAUGCCCUAUAUAAUGUUCCUUUAUCUUUUCGGUAACCAGUUGACUGGUGAAAUCCCAGGCUCAAUUGGAGAGACAAUCAUUGUUGCGUUGGAUCUUUCAAGAAAUAAUUUGACAGGAAGCAUUCCUUCAAGUAUGGGGAAUUGUUCAGAUCUCUUAGCACUGGACCUUCAAGACAACAAUUUGUCUGGCGGGAUUCCAAGGUCUAUGGGUCAAUUACAUCAGCUUCAGACACUUCACCUGGGGAAGAACAGAUUAUCAGGAGAAAUCCCAUCAUCUCUUAAGUGUUUGACAUCAUUGGAAACCUUGGACCUCUCGAACAACAAGCUAACAGGUAAAAUACCACCUUGGAUUGGAAAAGCUCUCUCAUUUCUUAAAAUACUUAAUUUGAGGUCAAAUAACUUUUACGGAGAACUACCUUCAGGACUUUCAGAUUUGGCUUCUUUGCAAUUCUUGGACAUAGCAGAAAACCAAUUGAAUGGUUCCUUUCCUUCUGCCUUUGGCAAUCUUAAGGCCAUGACACAUUUGCAAAAUAUUACCCAGCAGCGAUGCUUGCGCCGAGUUUUUGGAAGAGGUUGCUAUAAUGAAUACCAGGAAAACAUAUUUGCGACUAUACAUGGCCAUGAACUGCGGUACACCAAAACUGUUUCCCUUUUAGCUGGCAUAGAUCUUUCUGGAAAUAAUUUAUCAGGAGAGUUUCCUAAAGAUAUAACAAAAUUAGUUGGUUUGGAAGUUUUAAACUUAUCAAGAAACUAUAUCAGUGGCCAGAUUCCUGAAAACAUUUCCGAAAUGCGUCAGUUGUUAUCUCUUGAUCUCUCAAGUAAUAGUCUUUCUGGUCCAAUUCCUCAAGGGAUGUCUUCUAUGACUUUUUUGGAAAGUCUGAAUCUCUCAAACAAUAAUUUGUCAGGCAGAAUUCCAUAUAAAAGUCAGAUGACAACCUUUCGUGCAUCUUCGUUUGCUGGAAAUUCAGGUCUUUGCGGAGAGCCCCUUGCUUUGAAAUGUCCAGGUAAUGAUUCAAACAACAAGGACGGCCAUGAUGAUUCAGACAGUGGAAGGAAAGAUGAGGCAGAUGAUGAUAAUGGUUUCAUUGGUAAGUUGUUUUACCUGAGCAUUGGAAUGGGAUUUGCAGUAGGUCUGGUGCUUCCUUUUUUGAUAUUUGCAAUCAAAAGAUCAUGGGGUGGAGUAUACUUUGCUUUAGUGGAUGUGAUUGCUUAUAGAUUGUCAAGUAGAAAAAUGAAAACAGUUUUUAUUAAAAUUUAAUUUUAGUAAAUAUAAAUUUUGAUUCUGAUUAUGAUUCUGCAGUGCUCUGUUCUUCUAUU